This is a messenger RNA of Thyridium curvatum, 12084 nucleotides long. RefSeq lists its product as uncharacterized. The coding region runs from base 1 to 12084 and encodes 4027 amino acids. Gene Ontology annotation, biological process: secondary metabolite biosynthetic process; fatty acid biosynthetic process. The record is from RefSeq and is a predicted model, not a curated record. NCBI's taxonomy places the organism in Eukaryota, Fungi, Ascomycota, Sordariomycetes, Thyridiales, Thyridiaceae. Gene Ontology annotation, molecular function: fatty acid synthase activity; 3-oxoacyl-[acyl-carrier-protein] synthase activity; phosphopantetheine binding. The transcript is spliced from 6 exons.
AUGACUGCCCAUCACACCGCUGAGCCUAUCGCCGUCGUCGGGAGCGGGAUGCGAUUCCCCGGCUCUUCGAGUAGCCGGUCCAAGCUCUGGGAGCUUCUGCUCAAGCCUCGCGAUCUGCUCAAGAGAAUCCCGGAAGAACGCUUCAACAUCGACAAUUUCUACCAUCCGGAACCCACCCAUCACUCAACCACACAUGUCCAGGAGUCGUAUUUCCUCGAUGAGGACCACCGCCACUUCGAUGCGGGCUUCUUCAAUAUCAAGCCUGUCGAGGUGGCUGCCAUCGACCCCCAGCAGCGUUUGCUGAUGGAGGUGGUCUACGAAUCUCUUGAGUCGGCGGGAAUCCCGCUCGAAUCUCUAGUGGGUUCUCGCACAGGAGUCUACGUCGGCCUCAUGUGUGCGGACUACUUUGAGCAUCUGCAUAAUGAUAUCGAUACUCUGCCAACCUAUGUUCCGACGGGAACCGCCCGGAGCAUCAUGUCAAACCGCAUUUCUUAUUUCUUUGACUGGCAUGGUCCCUGCAUGACCAUCGAUACUGCGUGCUCCUCCAGCCUAGUGGCUGUUCACCAGGCAGUCCAGCUGCUGAGAAGCGGCGACUCGGACAUGGCUGUCGCAGCAGGAGCCAACAUGAUCUUGGGGCCCGGGCAGUACAUUGCCGAGAGCUCGCUGCACAUGUUGUCAGCCGACAGUCGGUCCCGCAUGUGGGAUGCUGACGGCACCGGAUAUGCACGCGGUGAGGGAGUAGCCGCAGUUGUGUUGAAGCGCCUCAGCACUGCCAUCGCUGAUGGAGACAAGAUUGAGUGUAUCAUCCGAGAGACUGGUGUCAACCAGGAUGGUCGGACCAAGGGCAUCACCAUGCCGAAUGCUUCUGCGCAAAUCGAUCUUAUCGAGCAGACGUACGCAAAGGCCGGGCUGGACCCCAGAGACCCCUCUCAGCGCUGUCAGUAUUUUGAAGCGCACGGAACCGGAACUGCGGCAGGUGAUCCCAAAGAGGCCGAGGCUAUCAGCAAGGCCUUCUUCCGACCUGACAAUACCUCCCAUAACGGCGAUCCGCUCUAUGUUGGCUCCAUCAAGACCGUGGUUGGUCAUACUGAGGGCACAGCGGGACUGGCCGGUCUUCUCAAGGCCUCACUUGCAGUUCAACAUGGAGUUAUACCGCCCAACCUGCUUUUCAACAAGCUUCACCCCGAUAUAGAGCCAUUCUACACCAAUCUGGAGAUAGCAACAAGCCCCAAGCCAUGGCCAGCGAUCGCAGAUGGAGCUCCGCGCCGUGCCAGCGUUAAUAGCUUUGGCUUUGGCGGCACGAACUCGCACUGCAUCAUCGAGAACUUUGUGCCACCCUCUACUGGGGUUCCUUCUCCGGACAUCAACGCUCUUGCUCUUUCCGUUCCGCAGUUCGCGCCGUUCAACUUUUCAGCUGCUUCUGGAACUGCACUGAGAGGUGUCUUGUCUGGCUACUCGGAGUACCUUCAGUCUCAUCCCAAUACUGACCUCGGUGAUCUUGCCUACACGCUGCAUGCUCGGAGAUCUCACCACGCAGUUCGAGCCAGCAUGUCAGCAAGGUCGAUCUCGGACCUUCAGGCCAAGAUUGACGAGCUCCUAGCCGCACCUUUAGAGGGCAAUGGUGCCUCCAAUUUCGGUACCCGUUCAAAGGCGCUGUCACGCCCAAUCCGCGUCCUGGGUGUAUUCACUGGCCAGGGCGCACAGUGGCCCACUAUGGGGAGGGAGUUGCUAAAGAGCCCGUAUGUGAGAAAGCUAGUCGAAGACCUAGACCGGGAGCUCCAGAGCCUUCCUUUGCCGGAACGGCCUAGUUGGACACUUGUGGGACAGCUUACCUGCGAUGCUUCCGAGUCUCGCGUCGCCGAAGCUGCGUAUGCCCAGCCUCUGUCUACCGCGAUUCAGAUCAUCCUAUACGACCUCCUCCACAGCGCAGGUGUCACUUUCCAGGCCAUCGUCGGCCACUCGUCCGGUGAGGUUGCGGUAGCUUACGCUAAAGGCUAUAUCACCCGUGUUGAGGCAAUCAAGAUCGCGUACUACCGGGGUUACUAUUCAACCAUCUGCACGUCCGAUAAGCCAGGAGCCAUGAUGGCCGCUGGCGCAUCUGCAGAGGACGCGAAUGAGCUCUGCAACUUGCCCAUGUUUGAGGGUCGUACCUUGUGUGUCGCCGCGUACAACUCACCCGCCGGCGUGACGCUUUCGGGUGACAGCGACGCCAUCGAGCAGGCGAGGGAGAUUCUUCAAGACGAGGGGAAGUUUGCAAGGAUCGUGAAAGUUGACAAAGCCUAUCACUCGCCGCACAUGAAGAAAGUGGCUCCCGGAUUUCUCGAGGCUCUCAGGGGUUGCAAAAUUCAGCCUCGGCACGCGACGACAGCAGAUUUCCCGUGGUUCUCCAGCACCUACAAGGACACGGAGAUGCGCGGCGACAUGCAAGGUGAUCGCGAUCUCUCCGGGCCGUACUGGGUCAACAACUUGCUCCGGCCAGUGCUUUUUGCUCAAGCUGUCCAGACUGCCGCUUCUGCACAAGGCCCAUUCGACUUCGCUAUCGAGGUUGGUCCCCAUGCAGCACUGAAAGGACCGGCCCAAGCGACCCUUCGCGAGAGUGGCGAUGCCGCGGAAGCGGUGCCAUAUGCGGGCCUGUUGCAUCGUGGAAAAGAUGAUAUCGACGCCUUCUGUGAUGCUCUUGGCGCCCUCUGGUCCCGGUUUUCUCCCUCGCCAGUUGACUUCCGGACUGUGGACUCCACUGCAUCUGGCACGCAUAGCCGGAGCCUCUUGAAAGACCUCCCCACGUACCACUGGGACCAUGAUCGGUUCUACUGGCACGAGUCUCGCUCGUCCAGAACUCAAGCUAGAGCCAAGAAUCCCCCGCAUCCACUGCUCGGGGUGCGAACGCCAGACAACUCGGAGGAUGAGCUCCGCUGGAGGAACCUACUCAAGCUGAGCGAGAUGCCAUGGGUCCGGGGUCACCAACUUCAGGGGCAAGCCAUCUAUCCGGCAACAGCCUACAUCGCUACCGCAGUAGAAGCUGCCAGAUUCAUGGCACCCGACAAGAACAUUGCCCUGAUUGAGAUCCAGGAUUUCAGCCUCGGCAAACCCCUCGUCUUUGGAGAGAACGAUACUGGCAUUGAAACCGUCUUCACGCUGCAUGGCAUAACCAAGGAAGAAGGUGACAACAGCUACAUCGCCUCCUUUUCCUAUCACGCAUCGUCCAAUGUUGAGACGGAACUAUUGUCUGCCCAUGCGACCGGUAGAGUCCGAGUCACGACGGGCGAAACGCAUGCGCACUGGCUACCGUCCCGGAAAGGCGAGCCCCCAAACCUCACCAGUGUCCCAGAGGAUCAGUUCUACUCCUUCCUGGAACCCCUUGGCUAUAGCUAUACCGGUCACUUCCGAGCGCUCUCUUCGAUCCAGAGAAAGCUCGACUACUCGUCUUCCGUCAUUGCGGUACCUUCACAAGACGACGAGCCGACGCCGAUGCUACUCCACCCCGCCAUGCUGGACACGGCGCUGCAGGGCAUAUUCUUGGCCUACUGCUUCCCAGGCGAUGGCAGCUUCGACCAGCUACACGUCCCCACCGGAAUCAAGAGCUUCCGCGUCAAUGUCGGGCUCUGCGAGAAACAUCUCGGACCGAACAGCAGCAGCGUGACGUCCUGCGCGCACCUGACGGAUAACCCUGUCACCACGAGGCGACUCCGCGGCGAUGCCGACAUCUACACUCACGAGGGAGCCGGUCUGGUUCAGAUGGAGGGCAUCCAGGUCGUCGCCUUUGCCGAGCCCACGGCGGAUGCAGACAAGAAGAUGUUUACCGAGUACAAGUGGGCUCCUCUCAACCCGAACUGCGAUCUAGCCAUGGGUGGCUACCGAGCCACCGCAGAGGACUACGAGUUCGCCGAGGCUCUUGAGAGGGUCAGUCUCUAUUAUAUGCAGCGCAUCACCUCUCUCUUCCCAGAGAGCGUCCGACGGACCAUGAACCUCGAGUGGCACUUUGAGUGUGCCUUUGCAUUCUACGAAGACGUCAUUGCCACCACCAGGGCUGGUACGAGACAAUUCGCCCAGAGCAAGUGGGCGGAUGACACCGAGGCUGACAUCGCAGCUCUAAAGGCCAGAUGGGGACACAGGACAGAGUUGAAGCUCGCCUGCGUCGUAGGCGAGAAUCUGCCGGCUGUUCUGAGAGGCGAGGCCACGAUUCUCGAGCACAUGACCAAGGACGGUCUGCUAGAUCGCUUCUACGAAGUCGCCAUGGGCAUCCGAGAGCUUACCAGCGCCCUCGGCCGGACCGUGAAACAGCUCGUGCAUCGGCAUCCCCGCAUGAAGAUUCUCGAGAUCGGCGCUGGCACUGGCGGAGCCACCAAAGCCAUCAUGAGCGAGAUCGGCCGCUCGUUCGCCUCGUACACAUUCACCGACAUCUCUACCGGCUUCUUCGAGACCGCCCAGGAGGUCUUCGACGAACUUGGCAGCAAGAUGGUCUUCAAGUUGCUGGACUGUGAGAAGGACAUCGUGGCUCAGGGAUACGAAGAACACUCGUACGACCUGGUGGUCGCUUCGCUGGUCCUCCACGCCACUGCAGACCUCCGUCGGACCCUGAGCAAUGCACGCAGGCUCCUGAAGCCAGGCGGCUACCUGGUCUUCUUGGAAAUUCCCAACAACGAAGUGACCCGUGCCGGAUUCGUGUUCUCUGCCACACCCGGCUGGUGGCUCGGCCAGGCUGAAGGGAGGAAGCUGUCGCCAUGCGUGUCCCCGCUCGAGUGGCACCGGCUGCUCCUCGACAGCGGCUUCUCUGGCGUCGACACGGCCACGCCUGAGGAUGACGUCUUCCCAUUUACACUUACUGUCAUGGUCUCUCAGGCUGUUGACGACCGUGUCUCGUUGCUCCGAGAACCGCUCUCUUCAUUCCGCACCCCUCAGGUGGACAGCGAGGUGGACUGGGACCUGGUGAUCAUCGGUGGGCAGACUCUGGGAACGAGCCAACUCAUCGACCAGAUCGUUCGACUAGUGCAGCCUUUCGGCGUGAAGAAUACCGUCUUCAGGACGCUCGGAGAUAUGGUGGGCUCUGCCAUGACGUCGCCCAACAGCGCGAUCCUGUGCCUGACGGAACUGGAUGAGCCCGUCUUCCGCGCGCUGUCAGAACGGACACUCAAGGGAAUGCAGCGGCUAUUCGAGACGCAGGGCGCGAUCCUCUGGGCCACGCAGGGAGGCAGGUCUGAGGAACCGUACAUGAAUAUGUCGGUCGGCCUCAUCCGGACGGUAAUGCUGGAGAACCCAGACCUGGUGGUACAAGUCCUUGAUCUAGAUACCCGCGCGAAGCCCGACCCGCGACUUCUUCUGGAGUCACUUCUUCGCCUGCGCUACGCCGCUACUUGGGAGAAGGAUGGUAUCAUCGACAAGAUGUUGUGGACACAGGAGCAGGAGCUAGCCCUCGAGAAUGGGGAGCUUAUGGUUUCUCGUGUCUACCAUGAUACUCCCGCCAACGACCGGUACAACGCAUCCAAGCGAACCAUACACAAGGCCACCGACCCGCAGACUGUCCCAGUCAUUCUCUCGCCCAAUUCCUCCAAGCCGAUUCUCCUUCAUGAUAACUUGCUUCAGGAUAGGAUCACCAGGUUGAGUACUCAAGCCACGGACGAAGACUCGUCAUAUGUGCUCAUCAAGGUCGAACACUCGCUCUUGGUACCAGUGCUUGCAAUGCCUCUCCAGCCAACCUACCUAGUCCUAGGCACGAGCAUGGCAACAGCCAAGUCCGUGUUCGCUAUUGCCCCCAACAACGCCUCGCAUGCGUGGAUUCCAAGAGAGGAUGCGAUCGAAGUCCAAGUGCCAGCGGGUAGCGAGCCCCAGUUCCUGUCUCGGCUGGACAAUCUGCUGCGUGUCGAGAAUGUGCUGUCGGUCUGCCGGAGAGACUCGACACUGCUCAUUCAUGAGCCGUCUCCGGAGCUGGCGUCUGGCAUUGUCACGGCUGCGUCUCUCUUUAAUGUGGCCGUAUUCUUCACCACUUCAUCUGCUCCAGCCACGGAUGGCCCAUGGAUUACAUUGGACUCCUACGCUCAAAGCAGAGAGAUCCGGUCUUUGCUUCCCCUGGAAGUCGCGGUAUUCAUCGACGCUUCUAAGCAUGCCCACGAGAAGCGACUGGGAGCAUUGAUCGCCUCCUCUUUGCCCGGCUCGUGCCUUCGGACGACAAUCGCGGGAAUACAGGCGCUGCAGCACGCUCGGGGCUUCAACAUCGCCGAUCUACGCCCGAUGCUUAACAGCGCGGUGCAGAGGGCAUUGAAUAUCAUGGCCCUUUCCAGGGAUUCGGACCCCAAGCUGCCGACCAUCACACUGGACCAGCUCCUCGGUGGAGCCGACGUCGAUGCAACCACACCGGCGAUCUUGAACUGGAGCAGCGCCUCUACGGCAAGAGUUCCGGUAGAGAUCUCCACCGUCGAGAGCCUCGUCCGCUUCCAGAACGACAAGACAUAUGUCAUGUUUGGGCUUACAAGCGACUUGGCGCAGUCCACCUGCAACUGGAUGGCGACGAACGGCGCGCGAAACAUCGUGCUUACGAGCCGGAACCCAAAGGUCGACCCGAGGUGGUUAGAACACAUGACACAGGCUGGAGUGAGAGUGGAAGUCUUUGCAAGUGAUAUCACCGACAAGGCCGCUCUUUCUGGCCUCGUGGACCACAUUCGCCAGAACUUCCCGCCCAUUGCGGGUAUCGCCCACGGCGCCAUGGUCCUCGACGACGUCGCGUUUUCCGAGAUGCCGCUCGAGAAGAUGACCAAAGUCUUGAGGCCCAAGGUCAACGGAGCUAUUUACCUGGACGAGAUCUUCCGUGCAGGCCCAGAGACGUUGGACUUCUUUGUCUUCUUCGGCUCGGCUGCGACAAUCGCCGGCAACAGAGGACAGGCCGCGUACAGCGCCGCCAACUCGUUCAUGACGGCGCUGGCAAGCAAGCGGCGUAGCCAGGGGUUGGCCGCGUCGAUUCUUCACAUUGGCGCCGUCAUGGGUGUGGGAUACGUCAACCGCAACAAGAUGUUCUUGGAGGCUGUUCACGAUGUCCUCCGCAAGGCUGGUUUCCUGGCGUACUCCGAGAGAGAGUUCCACCUUUGCUUUGGCGAGGCAAUUCUGGCAUCCCAUCCGCUCUCUGGGCGGAAUCCUGAGGUCAUGACCGCGCUGAAGACGUAUGGGCUGGAAGAUGUCAUAAUCCGUUGGCCACAGUUCCCCCGGUUCCAGCACUGUAUCCAGAGCGAUUCAGAAGGUGACAGGAAACCGACCAAGAAAGCGGCCGACGCGUCUGUGAAGAUAAGACUGGCUGAGGCCACCUCGGAGGAAGAGAUCCACGAGAUUGUGCAAGACGGCUUUGUCCGCAAGCUGCGAGCCAUGCUUCAUAUUCCGGACGAGAAGGAGGCGUCGCAGAUUCUUGGAUCGACGAUCGACGAUCUCGGCGUCGACUCCUUGGUCGCUGUGGACAUUCGCUCCUGGUUCCUGAAAGAGCUCGAGAUCGAAAUCCCCGUAUUCAAGAUCCUGUCCGGUGGCGUGGUCCGAGAACUACUCGAGCACGCUGUGGCAAGCAUGCCCACCCGCGAGAUAUUUGACCAAAACAGUUCCCAGCCAAAACCCGAAGCAGAGAAGCCCAAGUCAACCCUGCUUGCAGCUCCUGAUGUCGCUCCGUCGUUGGGAACCCCACAGCCCAGCGCGGAUUCGUCUACGCCAAGUCACUCAGACGACGAUCAAGAUAAGCAGGAGGCUUCGUCGGCCACCUCUACUUCCGUGGCAGACUCCAGCGAGAUUUCCAAACCAAGCUGUGACAAGAUUCUGCCGAUAUCCCCGGGUCAGUCGCGUUUCUGGUUCCAGAAGUACCUGAUGCAGGACCAGACAACGGCAAACAGCACCAUAUGUCUACAGAUCAACGGUACCGUCCGGCUCGGCAGUCUUGAGAGUGCUGUACAGAAAGUUGGGGAGCGCCACGAGUCUUUCCGGACCUCGUUCUUCGUGGACGAAAACCAAAAGGCUGUGCAGGCCAUCUCGGGAACGUCUCGUCUGCGCCUUGAAACGGUCCGUCAUGCGGACGAGUCGCGCGUGGCACUUGAGUUUGAAAACCUCAAGAACCACGUCUUUGAUAUCGAGCAUGGUGACUGCAUGCGCAUCAUCCACCUCAGCCUGACGCCGACUAAGAGUUAUCUCCUUGUCGGAGCCCAUCACAUCAUUGUCGAUGGCAUCAGUCUGGAGAUCCUCCUAGACGAUCUGGAGAAAGCCUAUAACGGCCAAAAUCUUGCUGCUGAGCCGGCAUACCAGUACUCGACCUAUUCUGAGAAGGUGCGCAAUGAAUUGGCAUCGGGCGCCAUGCAGCGGGAGAUAGAGUACUGGCGCACGGAAUUCGCAGAUACGCCAUCACCUCUCCCUCUGCUCCCCUUCUCAGCGGCAAGGAAACGCACCCCUCUCACGGCGCAUGCGCACAAUUCUGUGAGCCGGACCAUCGGCGCUCAGCUUGAGAGGCAGGUCCAGAAGGCGUGUCGCGAGCGGAAGGCGAACCCAUUCCACUUCCAUCUGGGCGUACUCGAGGUGCUCCUUUUCAAGCUCUUCGGCAAUAGCGAUGUCUGCAUCGGCAUGGCUGACGCCAGCCGCUGGGACGACCGAGUCUCCAGAAGCAUUGGCAUGUAUCUGAACCUGCUCCCGCUCAGGUUCCGUCUGGAAAACCAGCAAUCGUUCGACGACGUGCUAAAGCACACACGAAAGAAGGCAUAUCUUGCAAUGUCCAACUCGAGGCUGCCGUUUGAUACCCUGCUCGAGAACGUGAGCUGCGAGAGGUCGACGGCCAUCAGUCCCCUUUUCCAGGCAUUCAUCAACUACCGCCAAGGCGUCAGCGAGAAGCGGCGGUUUGAUAAUGCCGAAUUGGAAGUCAAGGAGAUGGACCUUCCGAAAUCUGGCUAUGAUAUUUCCCUGGAUAUCAUCGAGAAUCCCGGCGGCGAAACUCGCGUCACCUUCAUUGUGCAGCAGAGUCUGUACUCUAACAGCGAUGCCUCUAGGUUGAUGGACAUGUACUUCACCCUGCUGAACGACCUGUCUCGGUCUUGCCAGCAGCCGCUCCAGCAGGUGUCGUUGUUCUCAAGCCAGGAUGUCAGCAAUGCAAUUCAGCUUGGGAAGGGACUAUUAUAUGGUGAAGUAUUCACUGUGCUCACUCCGUUCGUUACAGGUCCCAUAAUGCCUUCAAAAUGGCCGGAGACUCUAGUGCACCGUGUCAACGAGAUUAUCGCCAAGCACCCGAAGGAAAUCGCUCUGAAAGACUGUAACGGCAAAUCAUGGACAUACCAACAGCUCGACACACAGGUCGAGAAGGUCUCGUCCGCCCUCAUCGGGACGAUCGCGAAGCCAGGAUCUGUCGUGGCCAUCUUCCAGGAGCCAUCUCUCUAUUUUGUGGCUUCCCUGCUUGCCAUCCUACGUGUCGGCGCUGUCGCCGCGCCCCUCGACUGCAAUAUCCCACCAGCGAGGCUCCGCGCCAUGAUCGAAGAGUCAAGGUGCUCUACGAUACUUGUCAACACCACGACAGCCGCUCAUACAGGUGAUCUGGGGCUCUCAUCUUCUGUCGCCGUUCUGGAUGUUCUCCAAGUCCAGGACAAAACGCCAGUCCGCCGUCCUAUUUCCGCCCGAGCCGGCGAUCCGGCGAUCAUUCUCUUUACCAGUGGUACCUCUGGAACACCAAAGGGCGUGAUCUUAUCUCACGGCAGCCUUCGCAAUCACGUAGAGGCAUUGGUGCACACGCAUGGAUUUGGAUGCGAGACGGUCUUGCAGCAGAGUUCGGUGGGCUUCGACAUGUCACUGAACCAGACCUUCAUGGCUCUGGCCAAUGGGGGCUCUCUCGUCAUCGUUCCCGAGGCUCUCCGCAAAGACCCAGUUGCGGUGGCCAAGAUGGUUCAGGAAGAGAACAUCACAUACACCAGCGCAACCCCAUCUGAGUAUCUCGCCUGGCUCCGACACGGCACAACCAGCCUCUUCCAGAGCACCCAUUGGAAAUAUGCCACAGCCGGCGGUGAGAAGUUCCCAACUGAGCUGCUUCAGGGCUUCCGUCAGCUCUGCGACCGUUUCGGACGUGAGUUUCACUUCAUCAACGCCUAUGGUCCAACCGAGUGUACAUUGUCUUCGAGUGAGCUGGAUCUUAGCCCAGGCAACCAUCGCGAGGACCCGCACAUCCCGGCUGGCAAGACCCUCCCGAACUACGGUGUCUACAUCAUGGACCAAGAUCUCAGCGUCUUGCCUGUCGGGUGGUCCGGGGAAGUCUGCAUUGCGGGCGCAGGUGUGGCUGUGGACUAUAUCAACAAUGCCGAGGAGUCGCGAAAGAAAUUCCUGACGGACCCUCUGCCGUCGUCAUUGGCUAUUCAGAACGGAUGGACCAGAAUGUACCGAACUGGAGAUAAGGGCGUCCUCCGUCCGGACGGCACUUUGGAGAUUAUCGGCCGCAUCGAAGGUGACACGCAGAUCAAGCUCAGAGGUCUGCGCAUCGAACUUCAGGAUGUCGAGCAGUCCAUCCUAGACGCAGCCAAGGGACGGGUCAAGAUGGCGGUGGUCGCUCCUCGUGGAGAUCCGGCUCUCCUUAUUGCGCAUGCGGUGCUGUCGCCCUCCGACGCCUCGGCAGAAGACGAGUCCAGUUUUCUUCGCCAGCUCGCUGCCUCGCUUCCCCUGCCGCAGUAUAUGCGCCCCGCGGCCAUCAUUCCCAUCUCCUCCAUGCCACUGAAUGCAUCCGGUAAGAUUGACAGGAGAGCUCUGCAGAAACUUGCGGCUCCAAUCAUGGCGCGUGGAUCAGAGUCGGCAGGCGAGGAGCUGACAGAGAUGGAAUCCCAACUGGCUCAGGUCUGGCGGGAUACGCUGCCUCGACAGAUGCAGGAACUGCAUCGCAUCGACGCCGCCUCGGACUUCUUCCAUGUCGGUGGCAAUUCUAUGCUGCUCAUUGAGCUACGACAGCUCAUCAACGAGAGAUUCCAAGCCAGUCUCCCACUGAUAAAGCUGUUUGAGAACAGCACUCUGGGUGGCAUGGCAGCAAUGAUCCAGGACCUCUCGUCAGGUACCGAUGCUGCGAUCGACUGGGAGGCUGAAACAGCGAUCCCAGAUGACCUUCUCCAAGCCCGUACAGCGCAGUUACCGGUAGUGGCGGUGCAAAACCACACAUCUCCCAAAACCGUGGUAAUCAGUGGCGCAACAGGCCUCCUGGGGAGCUCCCUUCUCCGAAUGCUAGUCGAAUCCCCCGACGUCGGGAAGGUCCACUGCAUCGCCAUACGCGACACCAGCAAACUGGCAGAGUUUGGGAGCUCCCCCAAGGUUGUCCUGCACAAAGGAGACCUUUCUCUCCCCCGGUGUGGACUGUCUGAAGCCGAGAUGGAGGCGAUCUCCUGCUCGGCAGAUGCCAUCAUCCACAACGGCGCCGACGUCUCCUUCCUCAAGACUUACCGCUCCCUCAAGGCUCCCAACCUCUCAUCUACCAAAGAGCUCGUGCGGCUCGCGUGCGUCCGCCGCAUUCCGUUCCACUUCGUGUCGACCGCCACGGCGGGCAAGUUCAACAAGUCGGACACGCUGGCGCCAGAGUCGCUCGCGCGCUUCCCACCCGACCAAGGCGGAGCCGGGCUCGCUGAUGGCUACGCCGCGUCCAAGUGGGCCAGCGAGCUGUUCCUGGAGAAGGCGAGCCGGGAGCUCGGCUUGCCCGUCUUUAUUCACCGGCCGUCGGCAAUCAUGGGCGCGGAGGCGGGCGACGACAUCCUUUCCAACGUCCUGGAGUAUGGGUCCUUGACCAAAUCUCUUCCUGACUCGGGCCGCUGGAACGGCUACGUGGAUCUCGUGUCUCUCGAGAACGCUGCCGGAGGUGUUAGUCGUUCGGUUCUAUCACCGGGAGUUACCGACGCCCGAGUCGAGUACCUGCACCAUGCGGGCGACCAGGUCAUCCCCGUGCAGAGCAUCCGGGACUUGCUGAACAGCGAGGGCGGUAUCGACCUGGAGUCACUGCCCAUGCCUCAAUGGGUGGACGGUGCCGUGCGGAGUGGCAUGAACCCGCUGGUGGGCGAGUUUCUGCGCAACGCGGACGAGAGUGGUGGCCUGCUGAUCGGACAGAAACUGUUGCACAAGAGGGACUAG